Molecule: messenger RNA, 417 nt
Organism: Ostertagia ostertagi
Lineage: Eukaryota; Metazoa; Nematoda; Chromadorea; Rhabditida; Trichostrongylidae
Source: the annotation of a GenBank genome assembly
AUGACCGAUACAAAAAUUGAAGACCUACGAUUACCUGCGGCGGUUGUGAGCCGAAUAGUCGACAAGGCUAUCGGACCAACAGGAACUGUGUCGAAGGAAGCUCGGACAGCGAUUGCUCGUGCUGCGUCUGUCUUCAUCCUCAACGUCACAUCUUAUGCGAAUGAUUAUGCUGUGACGAAGAAGCGAAAAGCUUUGUCACCUGAGGAUAUAUAUCAGUUAGCUGACUAUUUGAAAACACAAAUGUUUAUUGAAUGUGAUCACAUCGUUACUCCAUUGGCGGACGAGCUUGAGGCAUGGAAAUCAAAUAAGGCUCAACGAUCGGAGGAGAGAAAGCGAAAGGCGGAUAAGAAAGCAGUAGCAAAAACAACGGGUGAAGACGGCUCAUUCACAAUCGCACCAUCGGAGGAGAUGCGUUGA